This is a messenger RNA of Peronospora matthiolae, 1578 nucleotides long. Lineage: Eukaryota; Oomycota; Peronosporomycetes; Peronosporales; Peronosporaceae. The record is from the annotation of a GenBank genome assembly.
AUGAAGCGCGAGCGCACGGACACGGGCGUGGCCAAAGAGCAGCUGCACGAGACGUCCGUCGCUGCGCCGUCCACUCCCAAUGGCGAAUCUGACUCGUCACUCCCUCAGGCCUCGACUGAGGUGCUUAAAGCUCGCAAGAUCGUGACAGCCAUGCCAAAAUCGCACUUUGGAGGGGAAGCAGCACGACAGCUGACGGCCUUAAAUCGUGAAUUCGUCACUAAUCUCAAGACGCAUUGGGCGCAUAACAAAGAUGGAAACUGGACCGAGAUCAUGAAGGAGUACGUGCGGUACGCGCACGUGCUUGACGCCGUCUUUGGCGGCCAUUCGGGCCAAGUCUUGACGUUUGGCAGUGGCGACUGCGGUCAAUUAGGCCAUGGUGUAGCGGAGGAAGACCUCAUGGCGCCGUUUCCACGGGUUGUUCGCUCUUUGAGAAAUCUCCAGAUUGUCCGUGUGGCCUGCGGUGGCCUCCACUCUGCGGCUAUUACAGCAGCGGGGGAAGUCUACACGUGGGGCUGCAAUGACGAUGGAGUAUUAGGCCGCGAUGGAGACGAGAAUGUCCCAGCCAAGGUGGAUGGAUUUGGAUCCCAAGAGGCGGUUGCCUUGCAAGUUGUGGGUGGAGACUGCCAUACGGCUGUCGUGACGCUGGCUGGCAAGGUGUAUACGUGGGGCUGCUACCGUGACAAAGAAGGCAAGCAGUGGUGCGAUGCGCCAUCGGCUAAGGCUGCGUUCAUGCAGAAACAGUCUCGACCGUAUAUGAUUGAAGUGCUGGACAAUGUUGUGGAUGUACGCUGUGGUAAUUCGUUUAACCUCGUGCGGACGAAUGACGGGCGUGUGUUCUCAUGGGGACUAGAAGAAAUGGGCCAUCUUGGUCGCGAGGUAGACACAGAGAUGAAGGACUUGAUGGGCGAGUACAAAGUUGAUAUGGUGUACUCGAAACACCUGCAGCCGGCGCCGGUGAUGCUUGGAAAGGACCCGCUUCCUUUUGUUAAGGCUAUUGGCUGUGGUUCAUUCCACAGCCUAUUUGCUUUGGGCUCACAAGGACGUCUUUAUACGUGUGGACUUAACAACUACGGUCAGCUCGGAAUCGGCAACACUGAAAAUUGCACCGAGCUGCAGCUUGUUGAGGAUCUCGGCACUGAGAACGUCGCGUUUGUAGAUGGAGGGGCCCAUCACUCGGUCGUUCUCACUCUUGAAGGCAACGUGUACACAUUUGGUCGUGCAGACUCAGGUCAGCUUGGUGCGCUUGAGACGUGCGCCACUGGCGGGUACAAAGAUCGCCCGCAAAAAGUGACAAUUCCGCUCCCCAAAAGCGGUGGCUCUAGUGUCGUCCGCAUGAUUGCUACAGGAUCUAACCACGUGCUGGCGCUGACGGAAAGCGACGCGAUCUUCUCUUGGGGGUAUGGUGACAUGCUGGCGUUGGGCAGUGGGAAAGAGCAGGAUGAGAAUAAGCCGUGUCAGCUGGACUGGACACUGGCCACAUCUGACAAGGACACAAAGUUUGGCGAGGCAAAGAUUUUGCAGAUCGAAGCUGGUGGUCAGCACAGCGCAGUGUUGGCAAGGGCGACUAAGGAUAAAUAG